Molecule: messenger RNA, 2166 nt
Organism: Durio zibethinus
Lineage: Eukaryota; Viridiplantae; Streptophyta; Magnoliopsida; Malvales; Malvaceae
Source: RefSeq, a predicted model, not a curated record
CCUUCCCUCCUCGCACUCUCUCCAUCGAAACUGUCCUAAUGUAGAAUCUCUCUCUCGUUUCUCCCGAAAUUUUGAACAACCAAAAAAAAAAAAGCAAAGAAAAGACCAAAGAAAACCCUAAUCAAUCCGAGAAGCGAACAACAAUAUUAAUGGCGUCGAACUCCAAUCUCAAAUCUUCAGUUUCAAGAAAGCUUCUUCAUUUGCUUGGAGACUUCAAUUACACUCCCGAUAGCAUCCGAGUCCUCACUGAGUACGUUAUUGUGCUUGUUUCUAAUGGCAAAUGCCAGUCUGAAGCAAAAGCUGAGUUGGAACCGUUUCUUGGUGAUGCUACCACCGAGUUUGUAUCCUGGCUAUGGGACAGUUUAUCAGAAACUUCCAAUGAUUCAAAUGCGAAUAUGAGCUCCUCGGAUUUGGAGAACAUCACUGGUGCAAGUUCCACUGAGGCUAAUGAUGCUUCUGCCAAUAAAUCUGGGUCAGGAUCAGUUACUAAGAGUCAUUGCCAGUUUCCGGUCUUUUCUAACACUUUGGAUGAGGAAACUAAUGAGUAUGCUUCGGCAUUUUGUUGCAAAUCUAACGAAAACUUUAGAGCAUUUGAGAAUAAUCAAGAUGGGUCCCUAAAUGGCAGUUCAUUUAAAACGAAGCCCUUCGCUGAAAUCCUGCUUCCUCCUCUUGAGCAACAUGUGCAAUACAAGAAGAUUCAUCAGAGAAGGCCGCCUUUCAAGCAUUUUCAGGAGACCAAUGUUGGUGGGAGAAGGCUCUUUUCCAGGGCAGCUGGUGCCAUAUUUCUUCAGAAGGGAAUCAAAGGAAUCACACGUGGUAAUGUUUGGGAUAGAUUAGGAAAGCUGACUGAAAAUGACAAUUCUGUGAAGGUUAAAGUAAAUGAAGGUGAAAAUAUCAAGAGGCAAACGUUGGAACAGAAUUCGCCAGGGCUUGGCCAAAAUACAUUGAUGCCUUCUGUUCAAGAUGGCCAAGUCAACCAAAAUCUGUCACAAAACUGGAAUGUGAAAACUUAUAGAAGCAAUGGUGGUCAAAAGAGGAAAUUAAAUGAUCUCAUUCCUAUUUCUUCUAGCACUUCAGAUUCUCUGGAUCAUGAAGAAGAAAACUCCAGAAAAUUUACAAGACAUCCUGAAAAUUACACUUAUAUGCUUGAAGAGAAUGGCGCUUCAUGUAAAUCAGAAAAGUCAAAAAGUUACAGUAAAUGCUGCAAAUUCACUUUUGAUGCAUCAGUAUGCCCCAGACCAGAAAAAAUAUCUCAAGAGAAGCUAAGCGUGGAAGCUCUAGAGUCUACUCAGACACUGAAUUCAGAUAGUGCUUUUCCAGCAGCAACUGGAGGAAUUGGGCCUGUCCAAGCUCAACUGGUUGAUAUGAAAUUAAGAUUACGUCAACUUGAAACAGAAAUUUCCAAGCUACAAUCAAAACCGGUUAACGAGAAUGGGUAUCAUGCCUUAUCCUCUGGCUUUGGUUCAUUUGAUCUGCUUAAAGAAGAGGUUGAGUCAAGGACUGUGUUUGUGACAAAUGUUCAUGUUGCGGCCACUCAAGAUGCUUUGAGAUCUUACUUUGCCAGGUGCGGGGCCAUUAUCAGAGUUGUUAAGUUGACUGACAUAUCAACAACCAAACAAAAAUUGUCUGCAUACAUUACCUUUACCUCCAAGGAGGUCAGCAGACAAGGCAUUGGCAUUGAAUGGGACAAAUUUCUUUUCCAGGAUCAUAUGGGUUAGUAAGAAAAUUUAGUUGUACUUCAUUGCUGAUGCUUGGUAUUGGAGAGGCUAAUAUAGUACUCUAUUGUUAUUCUAAAUUUGGUCAUGUUGGUAACUUUUUGAAGCACUGGGAACCUGAAAAGCCUGUUCUUUAUUAUGAAAAACAGUGCACUGAGUUUGGAACAAGAUUGGAACUUGUUCCUGUCCGCUAGAAUAUAAAUGCAUUUUGGCCAUGCAUUGGAUUGUAAACAUGUCCAUAGAAAAAUGAAUCAGUUUUGGGAAAUGUCCACAUAGAUGAGAUUACCCUCGCAUGUCUCUGUACCUUUUUUAUAACAGUUAACAAUUAUGGGUGAUGAGGGAAUGGAAUCCAGCUCAAAGAGUUAGAGGAUACAUGCACUUAGCAUUCAGCCAAGAACCAGAUAUCUCAAUGUGGUUAAGAGUUAGGGAAGAGGCAGUGAUCACAUAUAUA